AUGUCCAAGGUACACGAAUUUGUCAACCGUCUCCUGCUUGUCUUAAAGGGGCAUAAAAAAGGCGGGUUUGGCGGAGCCAAGGUGAAAACUGACUUUGCUGCCAUUGAGGCAGCGGCCAACGAGGAAGCCAAACGACUGGAAAUGCUUCAACAGCGGCAAACACAACAACAGAAGGCCACUACCGCCCCCAUGACGGAAGAAGAGGAAACUCGCAGGAUAAUUUCAAUGCGUCUGGCUUAUCAGGAUAUUCAAGAAAAGCAAAAGAAAGAGGAAACCAUCAAGGAUCCCAAAAAAGCAGAGCAGGUAGAACGUUUGGGGAUGAGCAACUUAGCUGGCCGAAACAAGUAA
Dibothriocephalus latus is the source of this 348-nucleotide messenger RNA. The record is from the annotation of a GenBank genome assembly. NCBI's taxonomy places the organism in Eukaryota, Metazoa, Platyhelminthes, Cestoda, Diphyllobothriidea, Diphyllobothriidae.